Malania oleifera is the source of this 1697-nucleotide messenger RNA. Its product is annotated as OVARIAN TUMOR DOMAIN-containing deubiquitinating enzyme 1. NCBI's taxonomy places the organism in Eukaryota, Viridiplantae, Streptophyta, Magnoliopsida, Santalales, Ximeniaceae. The coding region runs from base 507 to 1418 and encodes 303 amino acids. Gene Ontology annotation, molecular function: ubiquitin binding; cysteine-type deubiquitinase activity. Gene Ontology annotation, cellular component: nucleus. The record is from RefSeq and is a predicted model, not a curated record. Gene Ontology annotation, biological process: protein K48-linked deubiquitination. The transcript is spliced from 11 exons.
GCGGCAAAUCCCUAAAUUGAUAUUUCUUCUCUUCAAGACUUAAACAGACUACCAUGCUCCGCCAUUUUUCCUCCUGCAACUAAAGAGAGAAGAAGCUAUCAGGGGCUUUGUGCAUGAAGAAGCAAAGUUUUCAACAACUAUAAUCGCCUAUCAACAAACAAAGAUCCGCAUGCCAAGAAGGUGCUGCGGGAAACUGCCAAUAGAGGCGUAUUCGAUUCCCUAAAGAAUUGGACAAUGUAAAUUGUAAGCCAAUUAGGGAUCUGCGUUUGCUUUUGAGUCACUACUGCACUUUACUCUGCUAAUUUGAGAUUCCUAGCAAGAAAGAUAUGCAGCAUUCUUUGAUCUGGUCAAGCAAGCUGAUAUUAGUGAUGUUGUAGAAGCAGUAUCAGUCUUGACGUUCAAACAGGCUGUUGGUACUUGCAAGUGCAUAUAAUUAAGUGAUCCACACUGCAGUUUUCGAGUGAUUGAACGAAGCUUGUGAUUUUUGUCAUUUGCUUCAAGAGAAAAUGCAAAAUCAAGAGGAGCCCGUGGCAGAUGUAGGAGAUACGGACUCCGUAACGUCUAUUCCAUCAUCUGAAAUCAACAAUUGGGCGAAUUUCAGGGAUGAUGAAAUCAUGCAACAGCAGUCUGCAAUCCGGGCUGAGGAAGCUGAGAAAAGUCCAUUUGUUGGUGACAAGGAACCUCUCUCGACAUUAGCGGCUGAAUAUCAAUCUGGAAGUCCCAUAUUAAUUGAAAAAAUAAAGAUGCUUGCUGAAAACUAUGCUGCCAUCAGGCGAACAAGAGGAGAUGGGAACUGCUUCUUUCGAAGUUUUAUGUUUGCAUACCUGGAGUAUAUUUUGAAAUCACAAGAUCAAGCAGAAGUUCGUCGUAUCAGUGCAAAUGUUGAGGGAUGCAGAAAGACGCUUCAAAGUCUGGGUUAUGCUGAGUUUACCUUUGAAGAUUUUUUUGCGUUAUUCCUUGAGCAGCUGGAAAGCGUUCUUGAAGGUUCUGCAACUUCAAUAAGUCAUGAUGAGCUCCUACAGAGGAGUCGAGAUCAGUCGAUAUCCGACUAUGUUGUGAUGUUCUUCAGAUUUGUUACCUCCGGUGAAAUACGUAAACGGUCUGAGUUUUUUGAACCAUUCAUAAUGGGGCUAUCAAAUACCACUGUGGAGCAGUUUUGCAAAUCCUCGGUGGAACCAAUGGGCGAAGAGAGCGAUCAUGUGCACAUUACUGCCCUGUCAGAUGCCUUAGGUGUGCCAAUCCGUGUUGUAUACCUAGACCGCAGCUCGUGUGAUACUGGUGUCAGCGUAAAUCAUCAUGACUUCAUUCCUACUUCUGGUGAUCAUCCUGAUGCCAAAGGCAGUAGUUCUAAGGCGAUUGAUGCUUCCAUUACAUUGCUAUAUCGACCAGGUCACUAUGACAUUCUUUAUCCCAAGUGACAUUCUCACCUGUGCUGGCAAGCCUGUCCUAUUCUGUCAAUUGAUAGGACGCCGGAUGCAAUGAUUGAGUGUAAAAUGCUUUUAUCUUUCUUCACAUGCAUCUGGGCUGUGUAAUCAGGACUUUGACAUGAGACUGCUAAGACAUGGUAUUGUUCUAAAUUUCAAUUUGAGCUUGUGUUUUCUGAUCUAGAUGAAACUGCCGCGAGAAGAAGAUUGUAGAUUCUGCAUUUGCUUUCUGAACCAUAUAAAAUUGGCAUUGCCCGUCUCUGGUUUGUCUGA